UGUUCCAGUUCACACUUCAGUGCAUUGUCAAAUGUCAAAUAUAGAAAACCUCUGUUGAAUGAACGUUCACAAGUUUUGUGCUCGCUGUUAUUAAAAUAAAUUUUACUGUUCAAGAUGGCUCUAAAAGCUCUAGUAGGACAAAAAAUUAUGAAUGAAGUGAUACGGUACCGGCCCAAAGGUAAAGAAAAUCAAAAAGUUGAAUGGAGGAUCCUAAUUGUGGAUCAGCUCUCUAUGCGGAUGGUGUCUGCUUGCUGCAAAAUGCAUGAUAUAUCUGCUGAGGGGAUUACAUUGGUAGAAGACAUUCAUAAGAAGAGGGAGCCUCUCUACACAAUGGAUGGAAUUUACUUAAUCACGCCAUCUGAAAAGUCGGUGCAUGCUCUUAUCAAUGACUUUUCUAUUGGCAAUCGUAUAAUGUAUAAGGCUGCACAUGUGUUUUUCACUGAAGCUUGUCCUGAUGUACUAUUUGAUGAAUUAUCCCGUAGUCGUGUAGCUAAAUAUAUCAAAACAUUAAAGGAAAUCAACAUAGCUUACAUACCAUAUGAACAACAGGUGUUCUCCUUGGACUCUCCGGAAACCUUCCAAUGCAUGUACAAUCCGGCUCUCACCCAAACUCGGAAUGCUAAUAUGGAGCGCAUUGCAGAACAAAUAGCUACUCUUUGCGCAACACUUGGAGAAUAUCCAUCUGUGCGAUAUCGCAGUGAUUGGGAGCGAAAUGUGGAAUUAGCUCAGUUAAUUCAACAAAAACUUGAUGCUUACAAGGCUGAUGAACCGACAAUGGGUGAAGGUCCGGAGAAAGCACGGUCUCAGCUGUUGGUUUUGGAUCGCGGGUUUGAUUGCGUGUCGCCACUCUUGCACGAGCUCACCUUGCAGGCUAUGGCCUAUGACCUGCUGCCCAUUGAGAAUGAUGUCUACAGAUAUGAAGCUUCAGCUGGGAGCAUGAAAGAAGUCUUGUUGGAUGAAAAUGACGAACUUUGGGUAGAAUUGCGCCAUCAACACAUUGCUGUUGUGUCCACAUCAGUCACCAAGAACUUGAAGAAAUUCACAGAGUCUAAGCGCAUGGGAGGAGGUGACAAACAAUCUAUGAGGGAUCUAUCGCUCAUGAUCAAGAAGAUGCCCCAAUACCAGAAGGAGCUAUCAAAGUACGCUACUCAUCUGCGUCUUGCUGAAGAUUGCAUGAAGGCAUACCAGGGAUAUGUCGACAAACUCUGCAAAGUUGAACAGGAUCUCGCUAUGGGUACUGAUGCAGAGGGUGAGAAAAUUAAAGAUCACAUGAGGAGCAUUGUUCCAGUUCUCUUGGACCAGACAAUCAAGAACUACGACAAGAUGCGUAUAAUAGCGCUGUACAUCAUGUCGAAGAACGGCAUCUCUGAAGAGAAUCUCAACAAGCUGGUGACGCACGCGCAGCUCGAGACCUCCGACAAACAAGCGCUGCUGAACCUCGCCAACCUCGGCUUGAACGUUGUUGUUGAUGGCAACAGGAAGAAGCAAUAUCAAGUGCCACGAAAGGAGAGAAUCACCGAACAAACUUAUCAGAUGUCCCGAUGGACACCUGUUAUCAAGGACAUAAUGGAAGACGCUAUUGAUGAUAAGCUGGAUCAACGUCAUUUCCCGUUCCUGGCCGGUCGCGCCCAGACUUCUGGAUACCAAGCUCCGACAAGCGUACGUUACGGCCACUGGCACAAGGAUAAAGCUCAACAGACCAUCAAGAAUGUACCUCGACUGAUCGUGUUUGUAGUUGGAGGUGUGUGCUUCUCGGAGGUUCGUUGCGCGUACGAAGUGACCGCGGCGCUGAAGAACUGGGAGGUCAUCAUCGGCUCCUCUCACAUUCUCACUCCCGACAACUUCCUCUCUGACCUCAGCUCUCUCACGGCUUAAACAUUGACAUCCACAUACAUCUGGUUUUAUCCUUUGAACCUCCCGAUUUAUUUACCAUAAGAUUGGGUUUCGUUCACUUUACGCGUUUUGAGGGUAUGUCGGAAAGUACAAUCGUCUCUAAAUUGCCUAUUAUAGAUUUUUGUGAUUUUAUUUACACGAAAUUGAGUAUUAUAAUUAUAUAUCGGGACGGAUGCUGCGACGUGACAUCUAUGUUUUCGUUAUUAUUAUAUAGGUUUAUUAAAAGACUAUGUAUGAAAUGUUUAUUUUAAUGAUACUAUAAUUUUACGUUUCAUGUUAAAAGUUUGAAAAAGUGUUGCUGUUAUGUGUACAUACAUUUAAAUUUAAUGAAACAUCGUGUGUUACUUUAUGGUAUUUUUAUCUAGUAGCUCAUUUUAGCUACAAUCAUUAAAGAGUAGCUAAGCUAUUUCAAAAUUAUCUGAAAUUAUAUUUGAAUAAAAAUUCAUGUUAUGCAUAUUUAUUAUAAGAAUUAUGUGAUUAGUAUUUUCUUCAAUCGCGAUUAAUUCAGUUAUUUCAAAAUAAGUAAGGCACUUCAUUUUUAACCGUAAUGUCCCCAAAUUAUAAACUUUUCUUCCUUAAACUAGCAUAUGUCGUUAUUAGAAUAGUUCAGAUAGCGUCUAGAACAAAUUAAUGUAUGUACUAGUACUUACUGAAAUAAUUCGUAUAAAACUCGCUUCUAUGUUUGUAAGAGAAAUAAAUAGCCGAUUUACCUGCUAUAUCGAAAAAAGUAUUAUGUUUCGUUAGUCUAAAGGACAGAUGUGUGAACAUUUCACAUUGAUUCAUUAUAUUUUCUUCCGUUCCAAAAACGGUGAUCCUCAAUUUUUUUUUUUUUUUAGUUUGUAGCUCAAUAAAUUUUAUAUGAUUCUUUUUGUUUUUGAUAGAUAAUUAUUAUUAUAUAUAAUAUAUUCGGUUCCAUUUAAGAACUUGGUGUGGUCCCCCCUAGGGACGUCGGUGCACCUUUUUUUGAAGGAAAGCUAUCAUUUGAAGUUAUUAUAUACAAUAAUAUAUGUUUCAACUACAUAUAAUGUAUUUAUUAUGAACUUGAGCUAAUCAAUAUCAUUUGUUUACAUUCCGCAGUAGCAUAAACUAUAUUAUUAAAAUAAAUUAAUCACAUGACUUUAAUCAACGUUAUAUCUCUAAUAAAUAAGUCAGUUUCGCUCGGUAGUGUUAGUUUAUUUAAUACUAACAAUAAUAAUAGGGUUAUUCUCUGACCUAUAUUUAGCACAUAGAAUGUGUUUUUAUGGUUUUAUUUAUAACACGAUGUAUUUAGUGUAGUCGUGAUUUUACUUAAAAUUAAUACUAAUUGUAGACUUUUGAGUAAACAAUCAACAUGUUUAUUAAAUCAGGAUCAAGAUAAAAAUCACAAAGCAAAUUUUUUCACACAAACGACUAUUCUAGAUACGUUAUUACUAUGCUAGAUAUAAAGCUAUGUUAUAGAAAAUAGCUAAAAUCGGUAUAAGCGAGGCGAAAAGCGAUGAGUCAACUUACAAAUAUCUCUGUCAUUUGGUCUAACUUUUAUUUAAAAAUGUAUUAUGUGAACACGGGUUGUCAUGGUUCUUCGCUUCGUAUUAGUUAUUAAGUAUUUGUGCAAUUAUGUAGAAAUAUGCAUAUUAAUUGUGUUGUCAGUAUUCAUCUGUUAACGGUUUUAUUAAAUUAUUCUUAACCAU
Zerene cesonia (dogface butterfly) is the source of this 3560-nucleotide messenger RNA. It is a transcript of the gene Rop, whose product is annotated as protein ROP. Gene Ontology annotation, molecular function: syntaxin binding. The transcript has 15 exons. Lineage: Eukaryota; Metazoa; Arthropoda; Insecta; Lepidoptera; Pieridae. The record is from RefSeq and is a predicted model, not a curated record. The coding region runs from base 115 to 1875 and encodes 586 amino acids. Gene Ontology annotation, biological process: intracellular protein transport; neurotransmitter secretion; vesicle-mediated transport. Gene Ontology annotation, cellular component: plasma membrane; secretory granule.